GGGUUGGUCUCAAUAGUUUCCGUUAUAUUUUUGGAAAGAUGUUGAGGCUCGCCCUUGGGUAGUUCUAGAGAGAAAGAAAAAACACGUAAAUUAGAAAAAGCUGAUGUAAGCAAAAUUAAAAAAAAAUGUAGAAAAAAAGGACAGUAGAAAAAAAGUUUCAACCCAGAAUGAGUAAUCAUUCGUAGGGAGCUGCAGACAAUGGCUAUAAGGGAACUUAAAAUCUGUCUUCUCGGGGAUACGGGAGUCGGGAAGUCCAGUAUUGUUUGCCGUUUUGUACAGGAUCAAUUUGAUCACAACAUAAGCCCAACGAUAGGGCAAUGUCUGCAAAUUCCUCACAAAUUAAAGCAUGGCAGCCACAGGAAUCCAUUAUUUGCCACGCAUCUUCCCUGAGUUCUGGUGCUGAAUGCAUGGAUGGGCCUUGAUCGCAGAGCAUCUUUUUUAACCAAGACUGUUCCCUGUGGAAAUGAGCUUCACAAAUUCCUCAUUUGGGACACAGCAGGCCAGGAGAGGUUUCACUCAUUAGCCCCGAUGUACUACAGAGGCUCUGCAGCUGCAGUUGUUGUGUAUGACAUCACCAAGCUGGAUUCCUUUCAGACACUGAAAAAGUGGGUGAAAGAGCUGAAAGAAUAUGGCCCAGAAGACAUUGUUGUGGCUAUAGCAGGGAACAAGACUGACUUGGGUGAUAUCAGGGAAGUCCCUAUGAAGGAAGCAAAGGAAUUUGCUGAGUCCAUUGCGGCCAUUUUCAUUGAAACCAGUGCAAAAAGUGCCAUAAAUGUGGAAGAACUUUUCAAGAAAAUCAGUCGGCAGAUCCCACCAUUAGACCCCCAAGACGUAGAAAGCAAUGACUCCUUUAAGCUGAGCCGGCAGCCGUUGCCUCUAAAUAGGCGCUGUUGCUAGUGGGAAACAUGACAGCAGGAACAAACAGUACGGAAUCGCAAGUAAACCACGAUCAUACUGGAUACACUUUGCGUGCUUGCUGUCCGGGCCUUGCUGAGUCAGGGCUGACCCAUCACGUCAGGGUUGUAAUUUAUGUUGCCACAUCAGGAUGUGGUUAUGUGUAGUAGUUUGUGGAACUAAGCUUGCUAUUUUCUUGCUACCUUGCUCAGAGGGUUGAAAGUACAAAAAAUAUAGUUAGUCCAACCCAGGACAAAUAUAAUCACAGUGUGUCCUUUUAUUUCGACUUAAUUCUGUUAUUUCACAGGUAGUUUCAGUUAGUUUUGUUUCAGCUAGUUUUAUUAUCUGUUAGAGAUUGUGUAUUGAAAAAUCUAAAUCAAGUCAAAGCACACCUUGAAGCAUUCCAUCUUUGGUACUUAUUUGCAAAUAGGUAUCUUUUUCUGUGAACUUCCCCGAUGUGUUGAGCAGGAUUUCGCACUGGCACUAGUUUGUAUGCUUUAGCCUGUGUUCUGCACUGACAAAAGUUAAAGCUCAUUGGACAAUUUCAGAUUACAUGCAUUGAAUGGGCACAGGUUUCAGACAGCGGCAGUUAAGUGCCCUAGAGUACCUAUGAAAGUCUUUCAGUUUACAAAUGCAGAAAAGGUUGGGGUGUUAUCAUAUUCCACACACUCAGUUGUCAGGAGGAUGUUGCCUGAAAAUAAUGUUUAUAAUUUAAUUAUGAAUUGAAUGUAGAAAUUCAUUGUUGAACUUUGUAAUGUUUUUUAUAUCCAGGUACAGAAUUAUCUAGAAUGACUUAGUGAAUGCUUUUGAUUCUUUUUUUUGUCAUCAGUAUUUCUGUAAUCUUUAGAUAAUAUACAGGUUAAUGUUUACUCUGUCCUCUGCUUGCAUCCCCUUUCAUUCAUAAACUAUAUGGAUCAUUCGAGUUCCAUGCUGGUAGCUGGUAGACAAAGACACACAAUAGAUACAGUCACUGUAACCUGUAUUUACUGUUAUGUUGGCUACCAUUUCUGAUUUAAUACACCUUGAAAAAGGAGAAUGGGGCCAAUUAAACAUGAGUAGAAUCUCUUUUUGCAGAGCUUUAGUUGUGAUAUAUAAAAAACAUCCAAUUUACUUACUGGUCACCUCUUGUCUGUCUGCUAUGGUGAUUGGUGUGUGGAUGGUCCGUUUACUAUUCUUAUUAUUUAAAUCACAAAAUCACAUUUCAAAGGUGGUGAAAAGCCUAGAAAAUGUACUAGUACAAGUGUUCAAAUGUGAUGUGCAGAAUAUCACAUUUAAGCCUGGUAAAUUGAGGAAGAAAUGUUCAGGAACACAGAAGCUAUGCACAGGCAUUUGAAAUUUAGUCCAUAUGUCUGUUAACAUACAUUGUUUGAUAACUGGUCACGUGACAUUGCUGUACGACAAUGAUGCCAACUGCUCAAAGUCAGUGCUAUGUAUAUAGACAGUGCUGGAGUAGAUAGUCCCACAAAUACUGAUCCAGAAUCAGCUAAUUAAUGUAUCCUUGUCAAUUUUACACAAAAUCUGAAUAUGAUCUUGGCUCAGUAUUCGAUCACCAUAUGGUGUUACAUUUCUGAUGAAAAUGAGACUGCCUACAUACACAGACAUUGUGUGGACACGACGGUACUAAUUAAGUGGUUUGUCAUCUGAAAAUAUAAACAAUUUCACCCCUA
Anguilla rostrata (American eel) is the source of this 2561-nucleotide messenger RNA. Its product is annotated as ras-related protein Rab-31-like. The record is from RefSeq and is a predicted model, not a curated record. The transcript has 8 exons. Gene Ontology annotation, molecular function: GTPase activity; GTP binding. The coding region runs from base 412 to 897 and encodes 161 amino acids. Gene Ontology annotation, biological process: vesicle-mediated transport. Lineage: Eukaryota; Metazoa; Chordata; Actinopteri; Anguilliformes; Anguillidae.